Molecule: messenger RNA, 918 nt
Organism: Suillus bovinus
Lineage: Eukaryota; Fungi; Basidiomycota; Agaricomycetes; Boletales; Suillaceae
Exons: 10
Coding region: 1-918 (305 amino acids)
Source: RefSeq, a predicted model, not a curated record
AUGUCACCUCGUAUAGUUGCGGUGUUUGGAGCCACCGGAACUCAAGGCUCGUCCAUCGUACAAGCCCUGCUAGCGGAUGGUACAUUCGUACCGCGUGCAAUCACCCGAAACUGCACUUCGGAGAAAGCGUUGAAACUGAAGGCUCUUGGUGCCGAGGUAGUGCAAGCAGAUCUAUGGGACGUCGACUCGUUGAAGCAAGCCCUGUCCGGUGUUGAGGCCGUCUAUGGGGUCACCGACUAUUAUGAUCCCAAGAACUUCGCUCAAGGCCACAACAGCGAAAUGCUACUUGGGAAGAAUCUCGUCGACGCUGCUCAAGCAAUGGAUAUCAAGUACUUUAUUUGGAGUUCUCUUCCGCAUGGUACAAGGGUGUCUAACGGGAAGUAUCCAAAUGUUUACCACUUUGACAACAAAGCGAACGUAGACGACUAUCUCCGAGACUCUGGCAUACCCCAUUCUAUCCUGUACACCGGCUGGUUUACAGAGAAUCUCUGGAACUACAAUACUCUUGCGCCUGUGCCGGAUUCCGAUCGCCUUGAGUUAACUGUGGCGAGAUAUGACCCUCAAUCUCCUCAAUACUUUACAUGGGUUGAGGGGGACCUCGGCCAGUGCGCAUUGGCGCUUCUCAAACACUAUCAAGAUCCUGAAUCAGAAGUUCUCUCCCGAACCUUCUAUGCCGUCAGCGCAAAGAUGAACUACACUCAAUUUGCAUCCGUCCUCGAGCAGGCACUGGGGAAGCCAGUACGUUUUGUCUCCUGCCAGACUACUGGAAUGCAGGAAAUGGACGACAUGUAUGAUUUCCAGUCCGAGUUCGGACUAUACCCAGAAACUGCUAUCCCUGAUCCCCGAUUGGUCAACUUGGGAGUGAAGUUCCAUACUAUGGAGGAAUUUUCGCAGGAAAUUAAAGGUAGGUAUGCUUGA